Molecule: messenger RNA, 1524 nt
Organism: Diplodia corticola
Lineage: Eukaryota; Fungi; Ascomycota; Dothideomycetes; Botryosphaeriales; Botryosphaeriaceae
Product: glycosyl hydrolase
Exons: 4
Coding region: 1-1524 (507 amino acids)
Biological process (GO): carbohydrate metabolic process
Molecular function (GO): hydrolase activity, hydrolyzing O-glycosyl compounds
Source: RefSeq, a predicted model, not a curated record
AUGGCAGAAGAGCUGCACUUUGAAAACUCAACCGUAGCCGGUAGUGCAAACGGAGAAGUGCCGUUGGAACAACGACACCCCUACGCUCUCUCGCCCACCUUCCAGCAGUCCUCCCACAAUCCAUUUGCGACCCCACCAAGCCUCAGCCGUGCCCCCAGCCGUGGCAUCAGCGUUGUUAGUUCGCAACGGACGCCACUAUCGGGACGACAAACCUUGCAUCCUUGUACGCAGCCAGCCGACCCCUCCCCCAAAACUUGCUUUAAUCUUAUCGCAGUUGCCUACACUCAUGGCGCCAGACGACGCAAGUUCAAAAGUUCAAGACUGAACCCGGGAGAGUAUGAUGAGAAGCCGUGGCUGCAAGACAAAGUCCCGAGAAGGGAAUGGGAAAGGAUUAUCUUCUGGGCCGCUAUAAUGCUCGGAUUUGUCAUUGGGGGCGCAAUAUGCUUCCUGUCUUGGACCAACGUGAUGCACGGCGAGUUUUGCCUCAUGCACGAGGACGACUUCAGCGCCGGCAUCGACGGCAGCACGUGGAACUACGAGAUCCAACGUGGCGGCUUUGGCACCGGCUCCUUCGAAUGGACCACCGAUGACCCGAAGAACGUCUUCACCGAUGGGGAGGGCCUACACAUCGUGCCGACCCUGACCACCGAGAGCACAAACAUCACACUCGAUGACAUGUACGACAAGUACGUCGUGAACCUUACCACCGACGGCACAUGCACGCACCCGUGCCUGGACAUUGACUCCUGCUCCAUCCGCAGCAACAAGACCGCCGGCACCAUCAUCAACCCGGUUCGCAGCGCUCGCCUCAACACCCGCGGCAAAAAGACCAUCCGGUACGGCAAAGUCGAAGUCGUUGCAAAGAUGCCCAAGGGCGCGUGGCUGUGGCCGGCCAUCUGGAUGAUGCCUGACGCAGAUGUAUACGGGGUGUGGCCGCGCAGUGGCGAGAUCGACAUCGCCGAGAGCAGGGGCAACUAUGGCGAUGAGUAUCCAGACGGGCGCGAUAGCGUUGUCAGCGCGCUGCACUGGGGCCCGCUUCCCGAGGCCGACGGCUUCUACAAGACCAGUGGCAAGCACAACGUCCGCCGUACGGACUACACCGAGCAGUUUCACACGUACGGCCUCGAGUGGACCGAGGACUACCUGUUCACGUACCUGGACACCCGGCUCUUGCAAGUCUUCUUCAUCAAGUUCAGCCACGGCUACUCAAGCAUGUGGGACCGCGGCCACUUUGGCGAGACCAAGAUCAACAAGUCGGCCCUCUUCGACCCGUGGUCGGCGACGGGCCGGGCCAACACGCCCUUCGACCAAGCCUUCUACCUCAUCCUAAAUGUUGCCGUCGGUGGCACCAACGGCUUCUUCAAAGACGGCGUCGCAGACAAGCCCUGGGUCGAUGCGAGCAUCCAUGCUCCCAAGGAGUUCUUCGAUGCGCGCGAGCUGUGGCGCCCUACCUGGCCGGAUGAUGACAAUGAGAGGGGGAUGACGGUGAGGAGGGUGAAGAUGUGGAGGCAGGGGAAGUGCUAA